CAGACUUUAUAGUUAUUUCUAUCUUUUUAUUUCUUUCGAAUCCAUGCUCCCUCUUCAACACUCGAUAGCACACUGCUUCGGGAGAUGGCUGCCCGUUUUGUGAAAAUAGGAUUAGCUGUUACUGCACUAGCUCUCUUAUUAACGGCAAUCUUUUUGAUUCUAUUUAUUGACCGACGUGAAGUGGCCCGAAGUUUGAAGGACAUCGACCAUGUCAUCAUCUUUAUGCAAGAAAAUCGGUCAUGGGAUACAUAUUUCGGGACAAUGGCGGGUGCAAGAGGUUUUAAUGACCCCAACGUACAGGUCAACCCGAAUGGGCUCCCCGUGUGGUACCAACCAGUUGACUCGAGCAUGUCAAAUGUCACAGAAACCCUUCUUCCAUGGUACUUAGGGUAUCUGGGCGGAAACUGGUCCCAAGCCAUACAGUGCAUGAGUGCUGGAAGCAAUGGAUAUAGAGAAAAUCAUGCGUCAAUCAACGGUGGACUCAAUAAUGGCUGGGCAAGGAACAAUACACCGUGGAGUUGGGGUUAUCUAAACCGGCAUGACCUCCCCGUCCAGUUUGCCAUUGCAGAAGGCUGGACUGUCGGCGAUAUGUAUCAAGAAUCGCAAAUCACUGCAACAAACCCGAAUCGAGUCACCUUAGUGAGUGGAAGUAUCAAUGCACCUGGCAGCCCGCAGACGCCAGAUGAAGGCGGCGUAUAUAUAGAUAAUAACGAAACCCCGGGAUGCGAGUCUCCCAAUCUCAACUGCUACCCUCUCAAGUGGAAAACGAUAUUCGACAUAUAUGAAGCUGCGGGCGUUUCUUGGCAGGUAUACCAAGGAGUGGACAACUUUGAUGACAACCCCUUGGCCUGGUUCGAGCAGUUCCAGAAUGCACCCCCAACCUCGGCGUUGUCAAAGAAGGGAAUGGCGUAUUUGGGACUAGAUGCCUUUUAUGCAGAUGCUGCUUUAGGUACCUUACCACGAGUUAGCUUUAUCGUCGGCCCGCGAGAACUUUCCGAACAUCCGCCAUAUUCUCCUUCUGAUGGAGGCUGGUUGCAGUACAAAAUUUUGGAUGCAGUGGUAAGAGGGCCAAAGUAUGGUAAAAGUGCACUUCUGAUUAGUUACGAUGAAUCUGGUGGUUGGGGCGACCAUGUUCCUCCUUACCAUUCCCCAGAGAACACGACCGGUGAAUGGCUGGAAGAUCCGUAUAACCUUUUUGGAAAUAUCUACACUGGCCCUGGAGUUCGAGUCCCUUUCUAUAUCGUUUCCCCUUGGACUCGCGGGGGACGCGUCUUUACCGAACACGCUGACCACAACUCGCAAAUCCUUUUUAUCGAAGAAUGGCUCACCGCCAAAGGUUACAAUAACGUCAGGACAGACGAAAUGGUUCACUGGAGAAGGCAGAACAUGGCUCAUCUCCUUAAUGCACUGGACUUCGAAAAUCCCGACCUCUCCGUACCAGACAUACCAAGACCGAAACAACCCCACCGCAACUCCCGCGGCGAAUUCGACGGUUCCGCCUUCUGCGAAUCACAGUUCCCGGACCCACGACCGCCUCCCCCAUAUUCCUCGCAACCCAGCACACUCCCCAAUAUCGUCGAAGAAGGGUAUAAGAUAUGCGUUGGCCAACUGACCGAGGGCCGCUAUCUUGUUUUCGAAAAUGAAGACGGUCGUCUGCUAGCGCACAACAGCACCACAUCAGACAUCAACGAUCAUGACAACACACAGCCGUCACUACUAACGACAAUGCCAUCGUCGCAAGAGCCCUCGAAUAGUAGUAAUAACGCAGAAAACAAAAUGAAUAGAUACCGGCCCCGGAAUGCGCGGUGGGUCAUCUAUUACUACAACAAUAACAGUACCGAUAUUGCAGUCAUCGCGACGAACCAGUCUGGUCCGUUUUUGGUGUCAAGUUUUGAUAAGAGGGUGUGGUUAGCGCCGGGGGGAAGGCUGGUUUCUUCGAGGGCGGGCGCGGCGCCGGUGGAUAUUUUAUUUUUUGCAGGGAACAGGGAAGGGGAGAAAAGGGGCUAUUCGAUAUCGUAUCCUUCGCGUGGCAGUGGUGAUGAUAACACUGGUAGUGAUCCUGGGUAUAUAAACGUCGAUGGGGUCGGCAAUGUCUUUGUGGGCGAGAAGAGGGAAACAUUCAACGUGGUUAGUGUUACAUAUUAUGAUUAAUGACGGUAUGCAUGGGGGGGGGGUUUAAUAACGGCGUUUGGGGAAUUGAAUGUAGCGAUUUUCGAGGUACCACCGAGAAGACAUGGAGUUUGAUUUUGGAAUGCUCGGGAACAUGCUACCAUGAUAGCAAGGGAAACAAACGUGUGGGAAAGUGAAUGUUCUGAUUAUAAUAAUAUACUUUUAUCCUUAGUGGAAACCAAAUUUUGAAGCC
Molecule: messenger RNA, 2362 nt
Organism: Histoplasma capsulatum G186AR
Lineage: Eukaryota; Fungi; Ascomycota; Eurotiomycetes; Onygenales; Ajellomycetaceae
Exons: 9
Coding region: 85-2151 (688 amino acids)
Molecular function (GO): hydrolase activity, acting on ester bonds
Source: RefSeq, a predicted model, not a curated record